This is a messenger RNA of Linderina pennispora, 777 nucleotides long. Its product is annotated as Six-hairpin glycosidase. Gene Ontology annotation, cellular component: fungal-type vacuole. Gene Ontology annotation, molecular function: glucan 1,4-alpha-glucosidase activity. Lineage: Eukaryota; Fungi; Kickxellomycota; Kickxellomycetes; Kickxellales; Kickxellaceae. Gene Ontology annotation, biological process: polysaccharide metabolic process. Bases 1 to 777 code for a protein of 258 amino acids. The transcript has 4 exons. The record is from RefSeq and is a predicted model, not a curated record.
AUGCAAUCAGCCAAUGAGCCUCUGCAAAGCUGGAUAAGCAGCCAGACGCAGUUCUCCAAGCGCCGGAUUCUCUCAAACAUAGCGCCCUUUGCAGACGACCCCUCGGCGCUGCCUGGCGCCGUCUGCGCCUCGCCCUCCCGCCACCACCCCGACUACUAUUACGCGUGGACGCGCGACUCUGCGCUGGUAAUGAACGAAAUGUUCUCCUGGCUUUUGCUAAACCAGACCAUGGGCGACACGUCACUGCCGGGCCUCAGGUACGGACUGGGCGAAGCCAAGUUCCACAUGGACGGCAGCGCAUUUACCGGCAGCUGGUGCAAUGCGCAGACGGACGGGCCGGCGAUCCGCGCAUAUAUGCUGACAAAGUACGCUGGGUACCUGCGCGACCGUAGCCAGCCCAUUGAUUAUCUGUACAGCAGCCAGGCCAAGUCCGUUAUUAAGACGGAUCUGGAGUAUAUUGCCGAAAUGUGGCAGGAUACCAGGACCUGCGAUAUCUGGGAGGAGACCCGUGGGGCGCAUUUCUACACGCGCAUGGCGCACAAGCAGUCCAAUCUGGACACGCAGGUGCUUCUGGCCGCACUGCAUUUCGGCAACACCGACUCCAAAUACUCGGCGUUUGAGAGCUUGUAUCCGAUCAACAGCGUGGUCAGCACCGACAUCAGUGGCAUUAGUGUGCCCAUCGGUGUAGCCAUCGGGCGGUACCCCGAGGACGUGUAUAAUGGCGACGGCACGUCCAUGGGGAAUCCGUGGUCGCUGGCCACUUCGGCCAUGGCCUGA